Molecule: messenger RNA, 1535 nt
Organism: Oryctolagus cuniculus (rabbit)
Lineage: Eukaryota; Metazoa; Chordata; Mammalia; Lagomorpha; Leporidae
Gene: CIMIP7
Product: ciliary microtubule inner protein 7
Source: RefSeq, a predicted model, not a curated record
GGCGCUGUGGUGCAGCAGGUUAAAGCCCUUGUCUAAAGUGUCAGCAUCCCAUAUGGGUGCUGGUUCUAGUGCCGGUUGCUCCUCUUCCAGUCCGGCUCUCUGCUGUGGCCUGGGAAGGCAGUGGAGGAUGGCCCAGGUGCUUGGGCCCCUGCACCCAUGUGGAAGACCCGGAAAAAGCUCCUGGCUCCUGGCUUUGUUUUGGCUCAGCUCUGGCCGUUGUGGCCAACUGGGGAGUGAACCAGUGGAUGGAGGACCUUUCUCUAUGUCUCUACCUCUCUCUGUAACUCUGACUUUCGAAUAAAUAAAAUAAGUAUUUUAAAAAGAAAAAGAUCCAUCAACCCUUUUAACAUUCCUUCUGACUCCAAGGAUUGCUUUCUAAAUUUAUAUCCCUGGCAGUGUGGUUACCUACAGAAACACACACAUGCACACACAGACACAUACACCUAUGUAUGUGUAUAUAUACAUAUAUAUAUCCCUUGCUGUUUCAGGCAUUAGGAGGUGAAUCGGUGGAAAGUCUAUCUCUUUCCCUCAGUCUAUUGUUCUGCCUUUCAAGUAGAUGAAAGUAAUAAACAUUUUUUUAAAUGCAUAGUUUUUAAAAUGCACAUCUUGCCUCUGCAGUGUUCUUUAAUACUGUAUUGGCUGCAAGUCCACUGGACUCCACUGUGGAGCCCUAUAUCUUUGUAAGGGCUCUCCCAGGCUGUUAGUGCCAAGGAGCAGAUUUCUCUCAGAGAAGAAACAGCAACACAGAGGGGCACCAGACUGGCUGCUGCCUCAACAAACAGCAGCAUUAUGGAGUCACUACCCCCUUGUCACUAAGCAACAAGAAACUGACUUCAGAUCUCUAUCUUCAGACCUAUAUAGCCUCAAAAAAAAAAAGAAGAAGAAAAGUUGUCUUUUCUGUUCUCUUCCUGGAAAGAUGCAAAGUGCUUUAGUAGGCUCCUGGCACAACAGUGGCUUCUAUGGGCACUACAGAGGACAAUUCAAGAAUGAAAGUGCUAGAGAAUACCGCCUUGCAGCCAAGCCCCAGCCUCCAACAGCAUUCCUGCAGCGAUGUCAGGAGCCAGUGCAGCAGCAUUUCUUCUCCAAGCACGACAAUCGCACAUCCUUCGACAAAGGCCCCUACUGCCUGCUGCAGGGAAUCGGAAGACGGAAAGACCUGCAGCGCCUGUGGCAGCGGCACACCUUCCUGCGCUGGGCACCCUGUGAGCUGGAGCUGAGCAAGCAGCAGCCCCUGGAAUCUUCCUACCAGUCUGAUUUCCGGACAGGCCCAGGACUUUGUGGUCAACCCCAGCGCCUCGUCCACUUUGUGCAGGUCCGGCCUCCACAUGUCAGCACCACCUACCAACAGAACUUCUGCCAGCCAUCGCUGGGCGGCCACUGUGGCACCAACAAGGUAGGGACCCAGGCAUCAGUCGCUGACACACUGCCCGACCUCCCGGGGAUCCCAAGACCCAAGCUGCUGCAGCACUACAUUCAUGCUGGGGUCUCUGAGUGUCUAAACUGGUCCCGAGCAUUAAAGGACUGUUAACACAGGA